AUGAAUAAAUCACAAUAAGAAGCUAUUCAGAAGAACCAUUAUGGCAAACUAGAAUACUGGGAAAGAAGAUAUUCAGAAAAUGAUAAACCAUUUGAAUGGUAUUAAAAUUAUGAUAACUUAAAAGACAUUGUUACACAAUACAUCAAUCAAAACAGUCGUAUUCUCAACAUUGGAUGUGGCAAUUCAAAUAUCCCUGAAGACAUGUACAAAGAAGGUUAUCAAUGGAUUGUUAAUCUAGAUUUCUCUAAAACAGUUAUUGAAUUCAUGAAAGAGAAGUUUAAGUCUUAUCCUGCUCAUUUUUAAUUUGUCUUGGCUGAUGCGAGAGAAUUGCCAUUUGCAAAUGAUUCAUUUGAUUGUGUCUUCGACAAAGGUCUAUUGGAUGCUGUCCUAAGUGGAGACUACUCAGCCCAGAAUUCUAAAAAAGUGAUCAAUCACAUCUACAGAGCAUUAAAAAAAGACACAGGUGUAUAUAUAAUUGUCUCCCAUGGAUUCCCUGAAUAGAGACUUCCAUAUCUAAGCAAAUCAGAAUAUAAUUGGAAGGUGACAUACAGUAAAGUUUAUAAACCUGAUGUAAGAACUAAAAGUUUGGAAUUCGAUGCUACAGAUCUUAAUAAUUAUCAUUUCAUCUAUGUUUGCAAAAUGGAUAGAUAUCAAGGUUAAACUGCUGCCUAAGUCAUUGGAAUUUGAUUAUAUUAUACAGACUUAAGAAAUAUUCAUA
Messenger RNA from Paramecium tetraurelia, 718 nucleotides. RefSeq lists its product as uncharacterized. The transcript is spliced from 4 exons. Lineage: Eukaryota; Ciliophora; Oligohymenophorea; Peniculida; Parameciidae. The record is from RefSeq and is a predicted model, not a curated record.